CAAUCUUUGGAGAAACAUAUGCCGGCCCGGACGGACAUCAUCGCGAGCACCAAACAGCAACCCCGUCAUCAUCACAUUCAGCCCGACCGCCAACCACAGGUCCGCAAUGGCGCAUGUCACGCUCAACCACGAGGCCUCGGCCGGCGACACAAACAAGCAAGUCGUCACCACUCUGCCGCCAGAGGUCGUCCAGUGCCUCGAAAAUGCCCGCUUCCUCCAUCUGGCGACGUGCGUCAACAACCAACCGCAUGUCUCGCUCAUGAACUACACCUAUAUUCCAUCGUCGCAGUACUCCUCACGGCCAGUCAUCGUGAUGACGUCAAACCCCUCGUCCAAGAAGACCAACAACAUGAUUGAAAACCCCAAUGUCUCGUUACUUGUCCAUGACUGCCGUCGCCCGUCCGGCGGAUCUCCCGGUCCCGAAUUCCGUUCCAGCCUCGCCUCGCUCCUCAUCAACCUUAACACGAGCGCCGUCUCGAGCAUCAGCGCCACCAUGAACGGCACCGCGCAGCUCCUUGACCAUGGGUCCGACGAAGAGAAGUACUAUCGCGAGGAGCACCUUGAGAACAACACUUUCGACUCCGAGGGCACCGCUGGUUUCAACUCGCUGGCCAGCGGCGGCGACGACGGCGGGCGCGAACACUUUGUUGCUGGCGAAGAGGUUCGGGUGAUUGUUGUACACAUCAAGGACAUCCGGACGAGCGACUGGAAGGGAGGUGUCAGGGAUUGGGUGAUCGAGACGGAGGAGACCGUGCCGAGGGUCAAUGGUAUAUGAUGGUGGGAAGCCGAACUGGACAUGACGGUUGCAAUCACCGGUGCAAGAAUGUGGCCAGUCUAUCCCUGAGGGCUGGCAUAUGCCCACCUCGUCUACACGGGUGAUGAGAGGAACAGCAGGUGUCAUGCACGCGAACAAUCAGCUUUCUUCCAAACCCGUAAAAUCCAGCACGAAUUGCAGAUCCAAGUAGGAAAGACCGGCGGAUUCUGCUGGAAAUGAUCACUAGGGCCAACGGUUUCAAGUCUUCCUAGCAUCUGCUGAGAUGGAUUCACUCAAAGCUACGGUAGAACCAAUCACCCACCGAUUCCCGUUGC
Molecule: messenger RNA, 1089 nt
Organism: Microdochium trichocladiopsis
Lineage: Eukaryota; Fungi; Ascomycota; Sordariomycetes; Xylariales; Microdochiaceae
Exons: 3
Coding region: 107-775 (222 amino acids)
Cellular component (GO): nucleus; cytoplasm
Source: RefSeq, a predicted model, not a curated record